This is a messenger RNA of Punica granatum (pomegranate), 1466 nucleotides long. NCBI's taxonomy places the organism in Eukaryota, Viridiplantae, Streptophyta, Magnoliopsida, Myrtales, Lythraceae. The record is from RefSeq and is a predicted model, not a curated record.
GAGGGCGAGAGUGAGAGGGAGAGGGAGAGGGAGAGAGAUGGAGUUCUAUGGACCAGGCUACAUGGAAGAUCAGAGCCUAAUGUUCCAAAGACAUGAACUCUGUGAUGCAAAUGAUGUUCCCCCGGAAAUGAACGAUCUCUUCUCUGGUGCUUGGAGCAUCGAUCAGUACUUAAAUGGAAGUAUUUACCCAAACACAGGUUUUCUUGGCCAGGAAGAUUAUUUCAGUGCCUUCAGUGAGGUCUAUGGCCAAUUCGGGGAUCAUCUCUUCGUGCCCCAGGCCACUGAUUCUUCCCCGUUUUCGCCUUGGAAGAUCGCUGACUCCUCGAGCAGCCUGAAUGUGGACUCGCCGCCAUUCCCCCUUGUGGAGGAGCAAUUCCCGUGGCACCCCUUGGCAGAAGAAGAGGAAUUGGAUGUCAUGAUGAGUGGCUUCCGGGCUCUCGAGGAGCCAGGAGCUUGUAAGCUGGAGCCUGCCGAGGAGCCGUUGGAGCGAGUUCUGGGUUCUAGUAGCGGGGCUGAGCUGCGCGUCAGGAGGAAGGGUCGGCCUAAGAAGGCAGGUGGACAGCCCUCGAAGAACCUGAUGGCGGAGAGACGGCGUAGGAAGCGGCUCAAUGACCGCCUCUCGAUGCUUCGGUCAAUUGUUCCAAAAAUCAGCAAGAUGGACAGGACAUCUAUACUCGGUGACACGAUCGACUACCUGAAAGAACUGUUGCAGAAUAUCAACAAUUUACAGCAUCAGCUCGAAUGGGGUCCGAACCAGUUAAACAUUAUGGACAUUCUAAAGGACAUGAGGCCAAACGAGAUGCUCGUGAGGAACUCACCCAAGUUUAAUGUUGAAAGGAGAAAUGUGGAUACGAAGAUUGAAGUCUGCUGCGCAAUGAAACCAGAGUUGCUGUUAUCGACCGUCAACAGAUUGGACUCAUUAGGCCUCGAGAUCGAGCAGUGUGUUAUCAGCUGCUUCAAUGACUUCGCAAUGCAAGCUUCCUGCUCUCACCAGCAGGUACCGGAGCAUCAGAUGGAAGUGAUUAAUCCGGAGGACAUAAAGCAAGCGUUGUUCAAAAAUGCAGGAUAUGGAGGAAGAUGUUUGUAGACAAUUCUGAGUUCUGAUACCAGCAAGAAAGAGGAGUAUAGAGAAUUGAAGUUGGACUAUGAACGAGGAGGAACUGCAAGGAUUUUUUUUGCAAUACGAGGAACUCAAGUGCGUAUUUGUUACGAGUACAAUUUUCCCGAGCUCGAUCGAGCACGAGCAGUGUAAACUUUUUGAUUGCAUUUUUAUAGUACCAUCAUGCAUGGGACAGUCCCUACGCUCUCUAGGACUGUCAUUAUGAGAGGACCUAAAGAUCUUGGAGGGUAUGGACAUUGUACCGUGAAACUACUUUAGAAGCUCCCUCUACUUGAUGAUUAUAUGAUUCACUUUCUCAAUUACGAGGGAAGCCCGUGAGUCUCGUAGAAUAAAAUUUAUAGGAUUC